Cetraspora pellucida is the source of this 418-nucleotide messenger RNA. The record is from the annotation of a GenBank genome assembly. NCBI's taxonomy places the organism in Eukaryota, Fungi, Glomeromycota, Glomeromycetes, Diversisporales, Gigasporaceae.
AUGAAUGGCAAGAUAAAGAAUUGGGCUACAAAUAUUAUCAUCCUGGACCUUCAUAUUAUUGAACAAAUUCGAAAUACUAAUGUAUAUAAUGCAAAAGGUCAACAAAUAGCUAACAAAAAGAUCAGAUAUGCCAAUGGAUUUAGAAAAAUGAAGAAGGCUCUCAAUACUGCUUUGGAUCUCGGUUGUAAACAGAAAUUGAUUAAUAUGGUUACUUGUUUUGUUGACCAAAAAAAGUUUGAACUUGAAAAUAUUAACAAUGAAGAUACUCAUUCUGGUCAACCUGAAGAGAUGCAAAGCCAUAAAGAACUAGCACAUAAUUAUAGUGCAAUUAAUUUACAGGAUCCUAAUUUGAGAGUUCCUUUGUCAAUCGUUAAUUCAAACUCAAAUAGUAAUAAUUCUGUAGACAACAUAAAAGAUU